CCCGACCCGACCCGAAACCAAAACCCUACUAAAACCUUCUCCAUCUCUCUUUCCAAUUUCCAUGGCGACUGUCUUGCUCUUCAAGACAUAACAACACCAGAAGAACCCUAAACCCAGGGGUCCUCUCCACACUGUCUUUUCUUUUUACAAAAAAGGAAAUGGGAAGAACAAGCGAAAUUGGAGGGCUAAUCUCAGCACUAGCAGCCUCCUUUUCUUUUUCUCAAUCAAAUCUUGUGUCUUUUGCUGAUGGCCCUUUUAAUUUCUCUCCUUUUUCUUCCUCAAAUCCUUCUCCUUCCCCUCCUCAAACUUCUUCUCUUUCUGACCAAUCUCAGCCGUCCGCUCUGCCUCCAUCAACGGUCGCGGGUAGUGGUGAGUCUGGUCCUAGAGCUCCUAGGAAUGAUAACCCACGAACAACGUCGUCUGGUUUUGAUCCUGAGGCUUUAGAGAGAGGUGCUAAGGCUCUGAAGGAGAUUGCCUCUUCUUCCCAUGCUAAAAAGGUCUUUGAAUCUAUAAAGACACAAGAAGCAACGAGACAGGCAGAAUUGGCUGCAAAGGCUGCAGAAUAUAAGGCAAUGCAAGCUCAGGCAGAAACUGAGAGACAAAGGGUGGUAUAUGAUGAGCAGAAGAAGCUGGCUCAGCACCAGGCGCAAACUAAAUCCCAGAUGGCUCGCUAUGAAGAUGAGCUGGCUAGGAAGAGGAUGCAGGCUGAAAAUGAAUAUCAAAGAGCAAGGAACCAAGAGCUCGUGAAACUGCAAGAAGAAUCAUCAAUAAGACUGGAGCAGGCUCGAAGAGCAACAGAAGAACAGAUUCAAGCACAGCGGCGACAAACAGAGAGGGAAAAGGCUGAGGUAGAACGUGAAACAAUUAGAGUGAGAGCUAUGGCAGAAGCAGAAGGGAGAGCCCAUGAAGCAAAGCUAGCUGAAGAUGUUAAUAGGCGAAUACUGAAGGAUCGUGCAAAUGCUGAAAUGGAGAAAUGGGUUGCUGCAAUAAACACUACCUUUGAGCACAUUGGAGGUGGUUUGCGAGCUGUUUUAACCGAUCAAAACAAGCUGGUUGUUGUUGUGGGAGGGGUCACAGCUCUUGCAGCGGGGAUUUACACAACAAGAGAAGGUGCUCGAGUGAUCUGGAGCUAUGUGGAUAGAAUAUUAGGACAACCAUCACUAAUACGAGAGUCCUCCAAGGGCAAAUACCCUUGGUCAGGAGUUUUUACCCGUUCCUUUAGAACUUUAUCAAGUGGUGCUAAUAAAGGGUCAGCUUCUAAAAAUGGAAAUGGAUUUGGUGAUGUGAUUUUACAUCCUUCUCUUCAGAAACGAAUUGAACAGCUGGCUAAUGCAACUGCCAAUACAAAAUCCCAUCAGGCUCCAUUUCGAAACAUGCUUUUCUAUGGUCCUCCAGGAACAGGGAAAACAAUGGCUGCUAGAGAGUUAGCUCAAAAAUCUGGUUUAGAUUAUGCCUUGAUGACUGGUGGAGAUGUUGCUCCUCUGGGAUCACAGGCUGUCACAAAGAUUCACCAGUUAUUUGACUGGGCCAAGAAGUCUCGGAGGGGUUUGUUGCUAUUCAUUGAUGAAGCAGAUGCAUUUCUGUGCGAGCGGAAUAAGACCUACAUGAGCGAAGCUCAACGAAGUGCACUUAAUGCCCUUCUUUUCCGCACUGGUGACCAGUCCAAGGACAUAGUCCUUGCUCUUGCCACAAACCGCCCUGGUGAUCUUGAUUCAGCUGUUGCAGACCGGAUAGAUGAAGUCCUGGAAUUUCCUUUACCUCAGACAGAGGAACGCUUCAAGCUGCUCAAGCUUUAUCUGGACAAGUAUAUAGCUCAGGCUGGAUCAAGAAAAUCUGGCUGGCUUCAGAACUUGUUCAAAAGACAACCGCAGAAGAUAGAAAUAAAGGGAUUGACCGAUGAUAUCUUAAAGGAAGCAGCAGAAAGAACAGAGGGAUUUUCUGGGAGAGAAAUUGCAAAAUUGAUGGCAAGUGUCCAAGCAGCAGUUUAUGGAAGUCAGAAUUGUGUGCUUGACUCAGCCCUCUUCAGAGAAGUGGUAGAUUAUAAAGUUGCAGAACAUCAACAAAGGAGUAAACUGGCAUCAAAAUCAGAUGAAAAAAGUGCUUAAGGUGUCUGUAUGUUGAAAUGCUUUUUUUUUUAUUGGGCAGUUCUUUUAUUCGGAUAAGGAUAAGGUACAUGAGUGACUUAGCUAACCAAAAAAGCCCACAUUUUUUGGUUCCGGGCAUCAUGUUGUUACCAUUAUUUCCCCCCCUUUCAUGGGGGAAUUUUGAAAUGUGUUAGAUUGUGAUGAUUCUUUGGUA
Messenger RNA from Populus trichocarpa (black cottonwood), 2298 nucleotides. RefSeq lists its product as uncharacterized. Gene Ontology annotation, molecular function: zinc ion binding; ATP hydrolysis activity; ATP binding. Gene Ontology annotation, cellular component: mitochondrion. The record is from RefSeq and is a predicted model, not a curated record. Lineage: Eukaryota; Viridiplantae; Streptophyta; Magnoliopsida; Malpighiales; Salicaceae. Gene Ontology annotation, biological process: mitochondrion organization. The coding region runs from base 159 to 2105 and encodes 648 amino acids. The transcript is spliced from 8 exons.